AUGCCGCCUCUAUACUCGGCAGCACUAACAGCGGAGCUGUCCACUCCACCACACCAGCCAGUCGUCAUGCCUGCAGGAAUCAUGAAUGCCCCAGUUACGCCGGGAAAUCAAGCUUACUUCCCAGGAUACUACUAUGCGCCCCCAUACGGGUAUUUACCCCCAUACAAUACCCAAUCAUACACUCCACAGAUGGCGGCACAAAGUUAUGCUCAGCAGUCGCCAUACGCGGCUUAUAUGCCACCUUGGUGGACUUUUCCAACAUCCCAGCCGGCUUACAGUCAGCCCUCGCCUACAACGGAACCUAUGUAUGACAGAGGAAACGCAUCUAGGCCUCGUUUUUCUCCAAGCGGGGGUCCCAGCUCUACACUGAACAUCACCCCAGCUCAACCCCCUAUUACUCAGGGAACCAGCCAAGGCGGAGCAACCCCUCCAAUACAACCCAUUAACGUUGAAGAAUACGAUCUCACGAGACCUUACAAACCAGUGGACGCUACUGAUGUGCAAAUUAUGGUCUAUAAAAACUAA
Helianthus annuus (common sunflower) is the source of this 525-nucleotide messenger RNA. RefSeq names its product DNA-directed RNA polymerase II subunit RPB1-like. Lineage: Eukaryota; Viridiplantae; Streptophyta; Magnoliopsida; Asterales; Asteraceae. The coding region runs from base 1 to 525 and encodes 174 amino acids. The transcript has a single exon. The record is from RefSeq and is a predicted model, not a curated record.